This is a messenger RNA of Diceros bicornis minor, 1178 nucleotides long. RefSeq names its product killer cell lectin like receptor D1 (gene KLRD1). The record is from RefSeq and is a predicted model, not a curated record. The transcript is spliced from 6 exons. Bases 233 to 772 code for a protein of 179 amino acids. Lineage: Eukaryota; Metazoa; Chordata; Mammalia; Perissodactyla; Rhinocerotidae. Gene Ontology annotation, biological process: positive regulation of natural killer cell mediated cytotoxicity; stimulatory C-type lectin receptor signaling pathway.
UGUAUUGUGGUUCCCGGAACAUUUUAGAAGCUGUUUCUUGUUUAUACUCCACAUCCUUGUCACACCGAUAGGUGAUUCAAGAACAUCAUUUAAAUACACAAUUUUUCUUUUAAAUUUCUUCAUAGGCAACUUGCAGAUUCCUUAGCCUCCAGCUCGACUCCACGAUCCAACACCCUUCUUGAAGAAACAUACAUCGUGUCUCACCUGCAUCGAUACUGGGACAUCAUUUCUCAUGGCAGCAUUUCAGACCACUCCGUGGAGGUUGAUUUCUGGGAUCUUAGGAGUAAUGUGCAUUUUGUUGAUGGCUACUUUGGGAAUUUUGUUGAAAAAUUCAUUUACUCAACAAAGUAUUCAGUCAACAGUCUCUCCUGAACUGGACACAGAACUCCAGCAAGGCUCUGGCUGCUGUUCUUGCCCAGAAAGGUGGAUUGGGUAUCAAUGCAACUGUUACUUCGUGUCUAAUGAAUUAAAAACUUGGGCAGACAGUAAGGAUUUCUGUGUUUCUCAGAAUUCCAGUCUACUUCAGAUGCAAAAUGCAGAUGAAUUGCGUUUUAUGAACUCCAGUAAAAGUUUUUACUGGAUUGGACUCUCUUACAGUGAAGAACAUGGUGCCUGGUUGUGGGAGGAUGGCUCUGUUCUCUCCCAGGAUCUAUUUCAAUUCUCUCUAACGGCAAAUCCAAGGAAAUGUAUAAUGUAUAGCCCAAGCAAAAGUGUCUUAGAUGAAAACUGCCACAGCACAAAUCGUUAUAUCUGUAAGCAACGGCCUACUUAGGUGCUUCUUGGAGCAAAAGGGGUCGUCAAUGAAGAUCCAGCAUUACUUAGAAUGGUACUGUUCCUCUUAUAUGGCUACUAAUUAUCUACCGCUGGCAUCUGUAAAAUGUUUCAAAUUGUGUCAUAGCAUACACUGUUUAUUUAUUUGAAACCACCUGUUUUAAAAUUGAUGAAAUUUGUGCACCGACACUUGAAAUUAUAAAGUGUCAAGAUAAAGUAUUUCAUGAAUAUUUUGAUUUAAUGAAUAUGUUCGGUGUCAAAUUGAAUACAGUUAUAUGCAUAUAUUCUUGUAAAUUAUUUCUGCAUAAAUUUAAAUAAAACUUACUUCACACUAAAUAAUAUGUAUCAACAUCAUUUCAGUCUUUUGUAUGGCAUACUAAAUUGCGAAGUCCCGUCUCAUCUCGCUU